This is a messenger RNA of Xyrauchen texanus (razorback sucker), 2210 nucleotides long. RefSeq lists its product as uncharacterized. Bases 108 to 1628 code for a protein of 506 amino acids. The transcript is spliced from 2 exons. The record is from RefSeq and is a predicted model, not a curated record. Lineage: Eukaryota; Metazoa; Chordata; Actinopteri; Cypriniformes; Catostomidae.
CUUUGAACCUCCUAUGAAAACAUAAACACAGGUUGUCUGGGAACAUGAUUUGACUGCUCGAACCACAUAAAACCUCAGUGGAAGAAAACUAUAAAAAUUUAAAAAACAUGGAGCAAAAUAGACACAGAUUGCUGCAUGGGGAAGUGAAGGCUAGUGCAGGGAAACACAAGAGUUGGAGAAAUGAAAAAUGGUUGGAUAGAAAAGAGCAAUGGAAAGGUGCCGGCUUGUGUGAGCUGGAACUGAAAAUAAGGAUGGAGGGUGGCUUGUCUGGAAAAAUGGGGGGAAAGGAGAGAGUAGAUGGAGACAAAAAAGUCAAAUAUAAAACUGCAGGACAUGCUACAAAGAGACAAAGUCAAACAAUAGAUGGUUUGAGGAUGGGAUCUGCUGGGGAUGGUAAAAUAAAUCCUGAAGAGAUGGUACAAGAGGAAUUAAAGGGAAUGUGGAGGAAUGAAACCCCAGUAAAAGGAAACAGGGAAGGCAAUGUGAUUAUGAGUAGACUCAAUAAAGAAGAAAGUGGAGGUCAACUGGAAUUGAGUGACUACCUUGUACUUUUGAAGUCAUUGCGCAUCAACUUGCCCAACGGUGUUCUAAACCCUAAAGUCAUCAGACUCUCACAGAAUGCAGAUAUUGUUCAGAGAGCCCAGGCUAUUGUCAAAGAGCUGGAGAACUUCAAGCUCCAGUUUAACAGCACUCCACGUCUGGGCUGUCGGGAAGUUAAGGAAACACUGGCAUUGAAAGACAAGGGUAAAGUUCUCGAAAUCACACAGAUGAUUUUCUUUGAAAAACAAAAAGAUGCUGAUGAAGUUUUAAGAGCAAAAUGGAGGGAGAAUGUAUCAAACACAGUCUGCGGUUUCAGGUUAAGAGACAAAUACAAAACAAUGGCCAUCUCCACACCUGCUAUGUAUGCUACAACCCAGACAAGGUGCUGGAGAAAUUUAGAAGUUGGAGACAAUCUUGCCAAUAUUUCUGAUGGUGUGACAAUGAAAGUCCAUGAUAUUGAGAAAAGAGACUAUUGCGAUGAGUCAACUCUCUGGACAAGCUCCCCAUGUCCAAAAAGAUUUGGCAAAUUCUUUGAGAACCUGGCAGAUGAAGUUGAAUGCCUCAAGUUCUUCCAUGAGCUGGGAGAAACUGUCAAAAACAAGAGAGUGAGGUACACCAGAAACAGCAAAGUAGACUUUGGGUUUCUCAGUGGAAGACUGGACUUCUUAGCAGAAGUAACAGGCUCAAGAGCUAAUGUCAAAGCAAAUGGGGCAGAAAGCGAUAAAAUUGUGAUUGAGUGUAAAGGAACCACUGGAGAUAUGGUGGGAAAGCUCUUCACCAAACCAAAAAAUGGUGGCCGUUGUGCACAACUGAAUGAAACCCAUCAGUACUGCUAUCAGGUUCAGGCCUACAUGUACAUCUUAAACAGGGUGGGAAAGCAGACACAAGCCUUCACUUCGGAUAGGGCUGUCAUGGUGAUCAGACACUACCACAAGAAUGCACAAGAACCCAGAGAUUUUUACUGGAAUUACCUCAGGAAGAAUGAAGCAGUACAGCAGAAAAUCGAUGAACUUUGCGUUUUCUGUCAAGAAGAGGUUCUAGCAUGUUUUCUGGCUCUGCUCAAUCUGAUUUUCCAGAAAGGAACAUGAUAAGAGGAUCUAGAAUUGGACAUUAAUAGUUGCCAUGUGCCUUAAUGCUGAAACAAUGUGUGCAAACCUUCAUGAUUAUUUAUGAUUUUUAAAAUAUACAUAUAUGUCUGUCUGUCUGUCUGUCUAUCUAUCUAUUAUGAAGACAUCUCAAGAAGUGGACUGUGAAUUUGCUUUGAAAUUUGGAUGUUACUUUGGAUUACCUGCACUGCGUGAUAUUGUGUUUUCUAUGUGGAUCAUUGUUUCAAAGAAGCCUCCAAACUUGGAUCAUUAUGGACUGUGUUUAAACCCACAUGCUAACAGGACCUCAAAGACUUGAUGAGUGAUUAGCUGCUACAUUGACUUAUAUAUAUUUUUGUGUGUUUUCUUUUGAUUCUCAAUAAACUCAUUCUAGAACGGUAAAGUCUCUAAUAUAGACAUAUUUGAUAAUAGGUAUGUAAAAGAAGAAUAGUCAUUUGGUGUGUAUAUGUAUAUGCUAACUUUGUUUCUUUGUUUGAUGAUCUUUGUUUUUUGUUUGGUGACUAUGUUUCUUUGUGCAAUGGCAUGAAAUGCCAACUAACAAAUAUAGCUUGGUUGAGCAUCUUC